UUUUUUGUCGUGAUACUCAUACAAUCUGUAUUGAAAUCUGCUUUUGCUCGAGUUUCAUUCAUGCACGUGUCAACAUAAUGCUAGCUCACUCGUUUCCAACGAAUCCAAUUUAUGACGCCAAUUGUGAGAUAAACCCGAUCGAUUCCUAUUAUCACCUGCGAGCAAAAUGAUAGAGACACUUUUUUCAAGAACGCGUGAAUGCAUGAAGACUUAAAAAGUAAACUUGACGCGUCACAGCCACUUCAACACCAACUUUUGCUCCACUCGUAGCACUUCUUAUCAUUGUCCGUAACAGAAAAAAAGGUUCUUGUAAACUGCUACUGGUUUUGAGAACACAAAUUUCUUUCACACGUGCAUCACGUUGUGUAAAUCUUUGAAUAGUUUUGUUAUCAUUUAAUCAGAUUAAAGACGGAAAGUUCUCUCCUAUCGCUAGCUAUAAAAUGAUUUUUGGUCUUGGCAUACGAUGCACUACUAUCGAAAACAAUGUCGAGCAAGUUUACAACUAUUCUGCUGACGGUGCUUAUCGCACUAUUCGCUUGUGCACUGACACAGGCUGAAAAGCGUCAUAAACUUACCCGCCCAGCAUUCCAUCCCAAUGCACCCUACUUGGCUGGCAAACGGAUCGUCGGUGGAUUUGUGAUCGAUAUCUCUGACGCUCCUUAUCAGGUAUCCCUGCAGUACAACGGCAAACAUCACUGCGGGGGAUCGAUCCUGAAUAGCAAGUGGAUCCUCACAGCAGCACAUUGCAUCGAUCUCCACUCCGAGGUGAAACCUACCGUAAGGGUUGGGUCAUCGGAGCACGCUGCCGGUGGAACCGUGCUGCAUUUAGUGCGCAUUGUGCCCCAUCCCGGGCAUAGCUCAAGUGCCAACAACUACGAUAUCGCUUUGCUGGAGCUCGAGAGUGAAAUUACGUUCAAUGACAACGUCCAACCCGUUCAACUUCCGGAACAGGAUGAUCCGAUCGAGGAAGGAACGAUGGGAAUCGUCUCUGGUUGGGGGAUGACAAUGAGUGCAGCUGAUUCGAAUGCCAUCCUGCGAGCAACAAACGUACCGACAGUGAAUCAGCAGGAAUGUAACCAGGCCUACCAGUCUUAUGGAGGCAUUACGGAACAGAUGUUUUGUGCAGGAUAUAGGCAGGGUGGUACAGGCACUUGUCGGAAUGACUCUGGUGGUCCUUUCGUCGCGGAAGGCAAGCUGAUUGGUGUAGUUUCGUGGAGUCAUGAAUGCGCGCUGGCGGGCUAUCCAGGGGUUUAUGCACGUGUGGCAAGCGUACGUGAGUGGAUUCGUGAGACCAGUGGAGUAUAAAAGGGAAUUCUGGAAUAGACACAAAGCAAGAAGUGUUGGAUGAAACGGGAGAUUCAAUUUUCAACUAAUCAAUCAACUACUCACACAAACAAAUAAAGUACUUUAAAUCUA
Messenger RNA from Anopheles gambiae (African malaria mosquito), 1416 nucleotides. Its product is annotated as trypsin-6. The record is from RefSeq and is a predicted model, not a curated record. Gene Ontology annotation, biological process: proteolysis. Gene Ontology annotation, molecular function: serine-type endopeptidase activity. Lineage: Eukaryota; Metazoa; Arthropoda; Insecta; Diptera; Culicidae. Bases 484 to 1305 code for a protein of 273 amino acids. The transcript has a single exon.